This is a messenger RNA of Exophiala dermatitidis NIH/UT8656, 2381 nucleotides long. Its product is annotated as synaptosomal-associated protein, 23kDa. The record is from RefSeq and is a predicted model, not a curated record. Gene Ontology annotation, cellular component: SNARE complex; plasma membrane. NCBI's taxonomy places the organism in Eukaryota, Fungi, Ascomycota, Eurotiomycetes, Chaetothyriales, Herpotrichiellaceae. Bases 275 to 1648 code for a protein of 457 amino acids. Gene Ontology annotation, molecular function: syntaxin binding; SNAP receptor activity. Gene Ontology annotation, biological process: vesicle fusion; exocytosis. The transcript is spliced from 2 exons.
CGGUAGAGUAUACCCAUUGUUACUACUGCUGCGGCGCAUCAUUGUUUGACUGCGCCGAAGUCAUUCCAGACUCCUGAUAUAGACCGCCGCUGGCAUUGUGCACCGCCCGUCAGCCGCGUCCUCGUGUUUCAGUUGAACGUCUCAUAUCAACUCUAAUGCCCCCGAAACACUUUUCCUGGACCUUCACUCCUCCCUUAUCUGUGAAAAAGAAGUAACUGAACAUCGUUACUCUACGAAAUCCUGCCCCUGUGUAUCCCAUUUGACUUACAGCAAGAUGGGCAAGUUCAGUUUCAAGAAGGGCGACAAUGACGACGACUCAAGUAGACUCGCCCUGUUUGGCUCACGGUCGAAGUCCAAAUCUCCUGCUCCCUCCUCAAAUCCGUAUGCACAGGCGGCUGUGCCUCCAGAUCCCUACACAAAGGCCAAGAUGAAUGCUGGCAUAGUCCCGCCUCAAGGUCAGGCGCCCCUUGCGGCCACCACACAACAAGGAGGCUAUCGUCCAGGGCCCCCGCCUCAAGGCGGUUUCAGCGGACUGCCAGGACCUGGGCAGCAGAGGCCGUCAUAUGGUAGGGACAAUUCCUACGGUGGCGGCCCGCCCAAUAACCCUCCAGCGGACAACAAAUCUGGGCCACCUCAGGGUGGUUAUGGCGGCGGCGGGUACAGCGCAGAGAAGUUUGGUAAUCAAAAUGGUUAUGGCGCUGGAGGCAGCGGUGGUAAUCCCUAUGCGAGCACCCAGCAAACGGGUGGCACAUCACGACAGGGCGGCUAUGGCGGACUUGGGGCUAACAACCUAUACGACAACGAUCCGAAUCGGGACCAGCUUUUUGGUGGUGCAAGGGAGCGCGUUGAACAAAAACAGCCUCAAACAACCGGUCCACCCGAUUAUCAGUACGACGCGGCCAAUGGUGGCGGGGAUCGAAGUUACGGGGCCUAUGGCGAUCGGCAGUUGACUGCUGAGGAGGAAGAGGAAGAGGAUAUCCAAGCAACCAAGCAGGAGAUCAGAUUUAUGAAGCAGCAGGACGUAGCCUCGACGAGGAAUGCUCUCCGCGUUGCUGCUCAAGCCGAAGAGAUGGGUCGCAAUACUCUUGCUCGCCUCGGCGCGCAAGGCGAGAGAAUGCACAACACUGAUCGCAACCUAGAUAUUGGGAAUAAUCACAUCAACAUUGCCGAAGACAAGGCGAAAGAACUGAAGACUCUGAACAGGAGCAUGUUUGCAGUUCAUGUCAGCAAUCCUUUCACCGCCAAGGACAGGCGUGCUCGUCGCGACGAGCAGAUCAUGGAGCGGCAUCAUGCAGAACGAGAGUCCCGAGAGGCGACUCGAGAAGCCGCUUUUCGGAGCACACAGCGUAUGAACCAGAAUUUCAAGGGGCUAGACGAGGUCUCCGCCGGAACAAAGACCAAGUCAAGCCUUGCCGAGCGAGCGAAGUAUCAGUUCGAAGCUGAUAGCGAGGACGACGCCAUGGAGGAUGAGAUCGAUCGCAACAUUGACGAGCUUUCUGGUGCGGCUAAGCGUCUGAAUCUACUUGCUCGUGCUACCGGUGAAGAAGUUGAGCAACAGAACCAGCUCAUACAGAACAUUGCUGAAAAGAGCGACCGGUUCGACGAUCGACUACAUUUCCAAACUGAGAGGCUGAAGAGGAUCCGAUAACGGAUCCUUUGCGGAAGUACGUUGCACAACAACCGCUGCUCGUCGUCAGCCGGCGGUCCAUUAACCUUGCUUUAAGGGGCAUGUCGAACUGUCCCCUUCGGCCUCGGACAUGCUUGUAGGCAGAUCUAUGGCUGGAGCCUUGUUGAUCCGAUGAUCCCCCAGCGUCUUCCCAAGGCCCUCGACAUCUCAACAUCCAGGCUUCUCGGGCCUCGACACGAGCAGAAUUUCACCGUUACCCGCGGAUGAUCGGUAUUUGUUGUUCUCUAUGGACGGGAUGAAAGUAUCAUGACUUUUUGCUUCAGCCGGAGUUUGAAAUAGAUUAUCUUGGUGUUGGCGUCCAUGGUGGAUUCAUGAUUUGGAGGUGCACUCAGAUUCAUAGCAAGCGCAUGACCAACAUCCAAAACUGUCUUGACUACCUACGUGUCUCACGUACCUGAGACAUUCCGAUCGACCUACGCUACAGGCCCAAGAAGCUUCAGCGAGCUGGCCGUGCCGCCGGAUACUAAUACCCGUGGACAUUUUUGUUUUUCUUCGGUGGCGAGUAUUCGCAGUAGACGCAUGCAUCCUACGAUGACUCCUACCGGAACAACUUUCCGUUGUUUCUGUUGCCUUGUCUCCCUAUCCGCGUAGCAGGUACCUACCCAGGUAGGUACCUGGCCGCCUAUUUGGAUGCUUCGAGACCCGCAGUGGCUGAGGCUCACAAGUCCGAGACUAAACUCUCGUGCAGGAAAAC